AUGGGCCCGCCGGCGAAGCUGAUCCGCCGCGACCAACAGCAUGUGGAGGACUUAACCGUGGUUCCUGAGUGGAUCCCGUUUCCGUCCACCGUCGCUUACAGGCUCUACGAGGUGAUUGGCAUCCAUGACUGCAUGGACCCUGAAGCUCCCGAUUUCUUCCGAUUGGCAAAGGUGAUUGAAGGCUGCCGAUUCGUGGCUAUCAGGAGCUGCGCCGGGUUAGAGGGUGAUUCAUUGAGUCUCCUCGAAAAGCUCUACCAAAAGCCUGUCGUUCCGAUGGGGUUGCUUCCGGCGAAGGUGAACGAUAGCGAGAGAGCCGAGAACCGGGACUUGUUAAGCCUAAGACAAUGGCUUGACGAGAAAAUCCAAAACUUCGUCCUUUAUGUUGCAAUCGGUAGUGAGUUUACUCUGAGUCAGGAUGAAAUGAACGAGUUGGCAUCUGGAAUAGAGAAAUCUGGCUUACCCUUCAUUUGGGUGGUUAAAACCAAAGAUGAUCCGAUUAUAACCGGGUUCGAGUCUCGGGUUUCAGGUCGUGGUUUAGUUUGGGCCAAUUCGGCUCCACAAAAGCAAAUCUUGGCCCACCCAUCGAUUGGUGGGUUCUUGACCCACUGCGGCUGGAGCUUUGUGAUCGAGGGUCUCGGGUUGGGUUGGGUGUUGAUUAUUUUCCCUGGGGGCUUCUUCGGAUCUAGGGUUGGUGGCAAGACUCCUUGA
This is a messenger RNA of Vitis vinifera (wine grape), 708 nucleotides long. RefSeq names its product putative UDP-rhamnose:rhamnosyltransferase 1. The record is from RefSeq and is a predicted model, not a curated record. NCBI's taxonomy places the organism in Eukaryota, Viridiplantae, Streptophyta, Magnoliopsida, Vitales, Vitaceae. Gene Ontology annotation, molecular function: UDP-glycosyltransferase activity. The transcript has 2 exons. The coding region runs from base 1 to 708 and encodes 235 amino acids.